CGUCACUCAGCUGCUAUUGGCGCCGCUAGCUUUCAUCGUGUCGCCUCGUAAAACGAUCGUUCGCCGCGGAGCGGCGUUCCCUUCGACGCCAUUUUCAAAGCGCGCCUUUUCGAAGCAUUCAGCGGCAAAUGGUUUGCUCCAGCUCCAGAUUACCGUGGUCAUCGGCGAUCCUGAGUUUUGCUGCGAAUUGCCAAAAGUAGCCAUUCGUCGGGAGUGUGUGGUUGUCGCAUUGUGGAAGUCGGGGAGCGAGGAAUUGAGCCGAUAUCAGGACGGCAAGACUGCGGUGACAACGCAAGUUACAGCAUGCAUCGAGUUAAAUCUGGCGACGAGGCUAAGAUUGCUCAAAAUAGAUACUGCUGCGCUUGUCCUCUGUAAAGUAACAAGCUUAUAGGCGGAUGGAAAAAACUUGGCCCCGGAGGGAUUCGAACCCUCGAUCUCCUGUUUACUAGACAGGCGCUUUAACCAACUAAGCCACGGCGCCAUUGGAGGGACGUGCGUACUUACAAUUUAUCACUAUUUAGCAGAGUUGACGGUUACGCAGUGGAAGCAGUGGCAGUUUCGGUGGACACGGAUGCCGUACCGGAGGAUCCGGUUCGGGCAGAGCAGGGUCGGUUCGAAGAUUUAUGGAACGGAGAGUGACUGACCCUGAGUUCGCUUGCACGUGUAUGCAGUUCCUGGGAGAUGCAAUUUCGGUUCAUGUGGAUGCUGCACCGGAGGAUCGGGCCGAGCAGAGUCAAUUCGAAGAACUGUAGCAGAACGUGGUCGAUUCUGAGUUUCUGCUAUUCCGUGUUCGACAUCACCGGAAGAGGACGAGAAAUAAUUUCGAGAGUGAUUCCGCGAAGAGCUCCCCACCGGGAUGACGCAAGGGUGAGAACACCGUCGCAAACAACCCCGCCAGCGCAUUACCGGAGAAACGAGAAGGGGAUGAUGCGCGGAGGUAACUCGGACAAGGAGGACACCAGGAGGACGAAAGAGGGGAAGAAAAAGAGAGAAUUGAGGGAAGAGGAGGAAGAGAACGCGGAGGAGGACGAAGGGACGAGGAAGGCGCCGACUGAGCGAUUAUCCAUCCAGAUACUAAUCAUGACUUAACGUUAUUUGACUUCGGUAAUCGGGCCAGUAUAAAUAUAGCUAUUCACGUUCAAGUUAAGAUAGAAACUCCAGAUACACAGGGGCUUUAGAAAAUAUCGAUACAAUUAUGAUACCACAGCAUAUUUAACGAUAAGUUAACAUUAAUAACAAGCAUUUAUCAAAAACAUUAAUGAAAAUCAAAGUUUACUGAAAACUAUCAUUUGUUUAUCGCAAAAUAAGCGUUUU
This is a messenger RNA of Odontomachus brunneus, 1314 nucleotides long. RefSeq lists its product as uncharacterized. The record is from RefSeq and is a predicted model, not a curated record. The coding region runs from base 682 to 1089 and encodes 135 amino acids. NCBI's taxonomy places the organism in Eukaryota, Metazoa, Arthropoda, Insecta, Hymenoptera, Formicidae. The transcript is spliced from 10 exons.